Messenger RNA from Symbiodinium pilosum, 948 nucleotides. NCBI's taxonomy places the organism in Eukaryota, Dinophyceae, Suessiales, Symbiodiniaceae. The record is from the annotation of a GenBank genome assembly.
AUGCGGCGCGUCCAGCACUUGUCGCGUCAUGUUUUCCCUGAUCCUGUAGCUGCUCCGGUCGAUUUGCCAUCGGAAGCCGUUGGACUUGCGCGGCGCGACCGGACACGUCGUGACACAAUCUCGCGGCCGAAAUCGCAGUUCAGCCCUGCUGAGUGGGAAGCCCGCUGCAAGCUGGCUGUUGCGUACCGCCUGGCUGCACACUAUGGAUGGGACGAGCUCGUUUUCAACCACAUUACCUUGAAGGUGCCAGAGAGCGACCGCUUAUCCGAUGGACCCCACUUUCUCAUCAAUCCCUUCGGAUUGAGAUUUGAUGAGGUCACCGCUAGCUCGUUGUUGAAGGUUGAUCUGGAUGGCAAUGUGGUAGACAAGGGCACCAACCAGGGACCUCUUUUCAAGCAGGGUUUCGUGGUGCACUCCGCUGUCCAUGCUGCCCGCCCAGACAUAACCUGCGUUUGGCAUUGCCAUCAUGCUGACACUGUGGCAGUGUUGACAUCCACGGUCGGCUUCCUUCCCCUUACCCAGGAAGCGCUCUCACAGUGGGGUGAGUUCUCCUAUCACCCCUUUGAAGGCAGUGCUGUUGAUUUGGAUGAGCGACAGAGAAUGGCACAGAAUCUGGGACCAAAGAAGAAGGUCCUGCUCCUCGAGAACCAUGGCCCGCUGACUGCCGGUGGUUCAGUCGAGGAGGCGUUCUUUCGAAUGUACAUGAUCACUCUGAGCUGCUCUUGGCAGGUUAAGGCCAUGGCUGCAGUUGGAGGAGAUCUAAGCAAGCUGAGGGUGCCAAGUGGCGAAUACCUCGCUAGCCUCAAGCGCCGGGAAGAGCACAUCGUCACUAAGGCCAAGGAUGACGUUGACAAGAAGAAUGAGUCCUACAACGAAGUUGAGGCCAUGUGGCAUGCGGCGCGCAGACUGAUGGAACGCCACCACGGAGCUAGCAGCAUCUACUGCUAA